AUGUAUAUAAAAAUGAGCUGCAACUGUCCAUUGACUGCUUCAACUGGACCGACUCUCGCCUCGACGUGCGGCGGUCCAUCUUUUAUGCUGUUUAUGGGUCUCCUGGAAGUGUUCCUACGCAGCCAAUGCGACCUCGAAGAUCCUUGCAACAGACCUGUGCCACCCAACACCGUCAACUCCAGGUACGACUUCGUGGUAAUUGGAGGUGGCAGCGCUGGCGCUACAGUGGCUGCAAGAUUAUCGGAGGAACCGCGAUUCUCUGUGUUAUUGCUGGAAGCUGGCUUGGAUGAACCGACUGGAACCCAAAUACCAUCGUUUUUCUUCAAUUUCAUCGGGUCUAAUAUUGAUUGGCAAUAUACUACGGAGAGCGAGGACGGAGCAUGUCUAAAUAAGAAUGAUCGAAGAUGCUACUGGCCAAGAGGAAAAGUAUUAGGUGGCACCAGCGUCAUGAAUGGAAUGACAUACAUGAGAGGUUCGCGAAAGGAUUACGAUGACUGGGCCAGGCUUGGCAACGUGGGAUGGUCUUAUCAAGAUGUCCUUCCAUAUUUCAUCAGGAGCGAGGAUAAUCUUCAAGCUAACACUAUGGAUUAUGGUUAUCAUGGUGUUGGUGGACCUCUAACGGUUACACAGUUUCCGUAUCACCCACCUUUAAGUUACGAUCUUCUUAAGGCUGGAAAGGAACUUGGAUACGGAACCGUCGAUCUAAACGGACGAACUCAUACCGGAUUCGCCAUAGCUCAGACAACAUCUAGAAAUGGAUCCCGUCUUUCGACCGCUCGAGCGUUUCUUCGGCCAGCUAGAAAUCGACCGAAUUUCGACAUUAUGCUGAACUCGACGGCCACCAGAAUUCUUUUCGACAACAACAAAAGGGCGGUCGGCGUGGAAUUCGUACACGACGAUAAGGUUCAUCGGGUUUCUGUGGCUAAGGAAGUCGUCAUAAGUGGAGGUGCUGUAAAUUCGCCGCAAAUACUUCUGAACAGCGGCGUCGGGCCGCGGGAAGAUUUACACGCGGUUGGUGUACCGGUUGUUCUCGAUCUGCCCGGCGUCGGCAGAAAUCUUCACAAUCAUGUCGCCUACACGCUGACCUUCACCAUCAACGACACCGACACCACUCCCCUCAACUGGGCUACUGCGAUGGAGUACCUUCUCUUCAGGGAUGGCCUGAUGUCCGGCACAGGCAUAUCUGAAGUGACCGCCAUGGUGAACACAAAAUAUGCGAAUCCAAAGGAGGACCAUCCAGAUAUCCAACUGAUUUUUGGCGGUUAUUUGGCGGACUGCGCGGAAACCGGCAUGGUCGGCGAGUCAAAGGGUGCGAAUCGCACGAUCUACAUAAUUCCUACAUAUUUACAUCCGAAAAGUCGCGGUUAUAUUCGUCUGCGGGACAACGAUCCCUUAUCGAAGCCAAUGAUUUAUCCGAAAUACCUGAACCAUCCAGAAGACGUGGCCGGCCUCCUUGAGGGUAUUAAAUUCAGCAUCAAGUUGGCGGAGACCGAUGCUCUCAGCAGAUAUGGAUUCCAAUUGGACCGUACCCCGGUCAAGAAUUGCGAACACCUGAAGUUCGGCUGCGACGCUUAUUGGGAAUGUGCCAUGAAGCACGACACAGCGCCAGAAAAUCAUCAGGCUGGUUCGUGCAAAAUGGGACCGUCAGACGAUCCUUUGGCCGUUGUGGAUAAUCAGCUGAGGGUUAGGGGCGUAAGAGGCGUACGAGUGGCCGACACCAGCAUCAUGCCCAGGGUCGUGUCCGGCAACACGAACGCUCCUGCCAUCAUGAUCGGCGAACGGGCUGCUGAAUUCAUCAAGCGAACCUGGGUAGGCUGA
Messenger RNA from Dufourea novaeangliae, 1818 nucleotides. RefSeq names its product glucose dehydrogenase [FAD, quinone]. The coding region runs from base 1 to 1818 and encodes 605 amino acids. Gene Ontology annotation, molecular function: flavin adenine dinucleotide binding; oxidoreductase activity, acting on CH-OH group of donors. NCBI's taxonomy places the organism in Eukaryota, Metazoa, Arthropoda, Insecta, Hymenoptera, Halictidae. The record is from RefSeq and is a predicted model, not a curated record. The transcript has 8 exons.